ACAGAAAAAAAGGGAAGUUGAGUGAGAGGUACUGUAGCUAGCUAUCAUUAGCAGUUUGUUCACAGAGGUAAUUAAAGUAACAGCUAGUCGUAUUUAACGUUAUAUGUAUAUAUAUAUGUUUAACAACCAGACAUACCUUAUCACACCCUCCUGCUGACACAACAAGAAGGACAGUGGAUUUUCUCGAAAGCUUUCCAGCCCCUCAGCUCUGAAGAUGGAGGAGGACCAUGUUCACUGUUUAUCCUGUGUAAACCAGAGAUGCAUGGUCAGACCUCAACCAGGCAUCUCCUGUGACCUUAUCACCUGUCCUCUGGUGUGUGGGGCCGUGUUUCACUCCUGCAAACUUGACGAGCACCAUCUUAUGUGCCCAUUGAUGAGGGUUCCCUGCCUCAACAGUGGCUAUGGCUGCCCUGCCACCCUGGUCCGCAACAACAUGUCUGCACACCUUGAAGUUUGUCCAGCUGGAGUGGUGUGCUGCACUAUGGAGUGGAACAGAUGGCCCAUCAGCUGCCUGGCCUAUACUUCCUAUGAGAGCCUGAGCCGUGGUGUGGAGGAGGUGGAGCAGCUGGACAUGGCUCUUGCUCUUCAGGACCAACGUACACUACUGGAGUCCCUCAAGGUGAUUGCCAUGGCACCUACUGCAGAGGGAGAGCCACUUGUUCCUGUUAGUCAGGAGACCAUGGCAACAGACUUGCUUACAUCUGCGCCCACAGUUAUUGAGCCACCGCCACAGUCACCAUCUUUGCAUGAGCCCCAACCUCCACCCCCAGGCUCGGCAAAGGAGAGAAUUGUCAGUGGAAUUAAUGGUUUGAAUGAGGAGCACUUUAGUAAACUGUAUGAUGCAACAGUGGAGACUGCGAGGAGCCUAGUUGCCGCUUUAGAAUUUGUUAGCAGUGCCAACGCUGUUGACAGCAGCACAGAGUGUGCGAACAAAGGUAUACAGACAAAUAGACUGAGCAGCAAGGGAGACCCUCAGAGUGGACUGGAGGAUGAAACUCUUGCAGCUACUGAGGGUUUGAUUAAAAAUGAGAUAGAGGAGCAAAGCGUUUGUUCUAGCUGUCUGAGAGGAAAUGAAGCUCUUAAAGGAACAGAUGAAAAUGUUUUAAAUGCAACAAAUGGACCAUUGUCAGGAGAAGUGGAGCCCAGUGUGGAGACAGCCUGUCCUGACAUGAAUGCAGGGGUUUCCCAGGAGCCAGUCAGUCCUCCAUUGGCAUCUCCAGUUCAUGUCAGUCAGGGAGUGGCGCAGAGGGCUGGUCAUGUGGUCCUUGAAGAUAGGGGUUUAGUUCUUUUAGAAAAUCAUGGGCCUGAGCGCAGGUUCCACAACUACCAGUUUUAUAGAGGACAGGGCCAGUAUUUAUUACCAAAUGGACGGAUAGGUUUCAUCCCAGAGAGGCCAUUGUAUAGAUUGAGACCCAAAAUGGAGGAUAAGGCAGUGGAUACCUCGGACCUGGAGCAGGAUGAAGACCCCAUGGGUCUGGGAGAGAUCGAUCUGAUCACAGCAGCCCUGCUCUUCUGUUUGGAGGAGUCCAGAGAGUGUCGAAGGAUCUCUGAUACAGUCUAUGUUGAUGGCUACCGUGUUGACUUCGGCACACAGACGUUUACUUUCCCUGCGGCCAUCUUGGUAACCAACACUAGAGUGGGUGACAUGGCAUCUGCGUCUGCAUGUGACCAUGCUGCCCCCCAGAUCUCCUACCCCAGUCCUUUCCGCACACUCCGUCUUGGCCUUGUCCUGGAAGCUCUGGAGGUUGAGGCAGUCCCACAUAAUCGCUACCUCCCUAACCAUCCCCGCUACCAGCACAUGUUCCCCUUCGUCUGUGGUCAGUCAUUCCGCCGGGACCAGUUUUCUUCCCAUUUCACAAACGUCCAUGGCGACAUUCAUGCUGGUCUCAAUGGUUGGAUGGAGCACCGCUGCCCCCUGGCAUAUUAUGGCUGCACGUUCUCCCAGCGAAGGUUUUACCCAUCCAACCAGGGGGCAAAGGUGAUUCAUGACAGGCACCUCAAGUCCUUUGGGGUGCAGCCUUGUCCAGGGGCAAAAGUUCCAGGUGACUCCCAGUCUGACCAGUUUAGUGGGCUUCCCAUUGAGAUACUUUUGCACAUAGCUGGCUUCCUGGACAGUUUCAGCCUGUGCCAGCUGUCGUUGGUGUCGCGGACUAUGAGAGAGGUGUGUGCCAGUCUUCUCCAGACCAGGGGCAUAGUAGACCUACAGUGGGAGCGAAGACCACGCCCUGGUGCUCCUGGUACUGUAUCAUGGCAAAUCAAGAAUAAAGUGUGGAGAUUCAGCACCGCUUUCAGCCCAGUGAUGUCGUGGGGUUUCACUGAUCUGCCCAGCAUGUCAAACCAUCUUAAGAAGUGCCAGUUCAACACAGUGGAACACAAGACUGAGCCUGUACCUCUUCCUGCCAUGUGCACCACACGAGACGGACAGUCGCUGCGCCGCGUCCUGCGUCACAUUAACACCUGACCAAACCGCGCUGACUUCUCACAGCUCUAUGUGGUAUCACACGCGGAUGCUGCAUUUCAAAGAUUUUCUGUCGCGAACACAAUUAACUCUUCCUGUAUUAUACUAGAUAAUGAAGAAGCCUUAAUGAAAUAACACCUUACUUGCCACAGUUAACGUCUGUCAUUGUGGGUGGUCUGUUUGUGGAUGAAAAAAAAACUUGUAAGCAUUUAGCUUUGCAUGGAUUAAUGCUGAAAAAACACACCCUUAUUCUGGUAAGAUAAAGUAUAUUUUCUUGAAGACAAAUAUGCACAUUAGAUUUAUAUUAUUCUAUAUUAUCCUGUGGAAUUUCAGUGUUUUCACUAUCUUGCCUUUCAGUAGUAUCAGCCAUGGGGGAAAAGCAGGUUGUUGGUUAUAUUGCACUAUUUCUGCAUGACAGAAGUUAUGCCAGCACUUUACACAAGACUUGCUAUUCCCUUCUCGGUUGAUAUGUGACCCUAAAUAAUCUGUUGUUUGGGUUUGUAGGAUGUCAGGACGUGAGUCACAACAGAUGGAUAUUCGUGAGGAUAGCCUGAUGAUGCAUGUGAUUUGCUACCAAUUAAUAAAGUCUUCACUGCCUUUUA
Acanthopagrus latus (yellowfin seabream) is the source of this 3060-nucleotide messenger RNA. Its product is annotated as F-box only protein 30-like. Gene Ontology annotation, molecular function: protein binding; ubiquitin protein ligase activity; zinc ion binding. Bases 215 to 2461 code for a protein of 748 amino acids. The transcript has 3 exons. Lineage: Eukaryota; Metazoa; Chordata; Actinopteri; Spariformes; Sparidae. The record is from RefSeq and is a predicted model, not a curated record.